AUGCAAGUACCCCCCACACAUCACCCCACCCCCUCCUCCUCCUCAGUGUUUACCCCACACACGCCUGGCACAAGCGGUCACCGUGACCCGGCCCGCAUGGCACUGGGCAUUCCUUCCCCCUCCCUUCUCCCGCAAAAGAGUCUCCAGUCGGUUCCUCUCAGAGCCGUGCAGAUAACAUCACAAAGCCAUGAAGCCAUUGUCGCCUCCUCUGUCCGCUUCUCGAACCACGCGGGGGGAAAAGAGUGCGCAGUCUUGGGCAAUGCCUCGGAGGGAGCCCACAAGCUACACCGAACUCAAGGUGCUGAGCAGUUGAGGAUGGCAGGAGAUUCCCGAGUCCUAAUGGACCACAACAUGGAGAUAGGAGUCACACCGGCUCAGGUGAAGAAACUGCCCAAACAUUUACGAGACGCUCAAAUCCCUACGGACCGGACCCAUCUGAUUACAGACCCUUCGAAAAAGCCACGUCAGCGCUAUGUGCAGAAAGACGGCAAGUGCAAUGUCCACCACGGAAACGUCCAAGAGACUUAUCGAUACCUCAGUGACCUGUUCACUACGCUGGUGGACUUGCGCUGGCGACUUAGUUUCUUCAUUUUUACCUUGGUCUAUGUUGUCAACUGGCUUUUCUUUGGCUUCCUGUGGUGGCUGAUUGCGCUCAUUCGUGGGGACUUGUUACAUGCUGAUGAAGAGGGCUGGACCCCAUGUGUGGAGAAUCUCAAUAGUUUUGUCUCUGCUUUCUUGUUCUCCAUCGAGACAGAGACAACCAUUGGGUAUGGGUAUCGGGUAAUCACAGAAAAAUGUCCAGAGGGUAUUGUUUUGCUUUUGGUGCAGGCCAUUUUGGGCUCCAUUGUGAAUGCCAUGAUGGUGGGCUGCAUGUUCGUCAAAAUAUCCCAGCCAAAGAACCGUGCAGAAACUUUAAUGUUCUCCCAUACUGCUGUUAUAUCAGUACGAGACAAUAAGAUGUGCCUGAUGUUCCGAGUGGGAGACCUGAGGAAUUCCCACAUCGUGGAGGCGUCGAUUCGGGCCAAGUUGAUCCGAUCUCAGCAGACUAAAGAAGGGGAGUUCAUACCGCUCAACCAGACGGAUAUUAACAUUGGAUUUGACACUGGGGACGAUCGCCUCUUCCUGGUGUCUCCGCUCAUCAUCUCCCACGAGAUCAAUGAGAAGAGUCCGUUCUGGGAGCUGUCAAUGGCCCAGAUGGAGAAGGAAGAGUUCGAAAUCGUGGUCAUCUUGGAGGGCAUGGUGGAGGCUACAGGCAUGACCUGUCAGGCGCGCAGCUCCUACCUGGACACGGAGGUGCUGUGGGGCUACCGCUUCACCCCCGUCCUGUCUCUAGAGAAUGGCUUCUACGAGGUCGACUACAACAACUUCCACGACGUCUACGAAACCAACACUCCGGCAUGCAGCGCCAGGGAGCUGGCCGCCAAGCUCCGCGAGGGCCCCUUAUUACCUCAGCUGUCCCUGCUCAGCCCGGAACCCAAAACGCACACAUUUGACACUCUGGAUCCGCUCAACAUCCACGACCCACUUCACCUGGAUGAGGACAGGGCCGAGACGGAGGUGGAGGAGAGAGGGGACAGCAAUGGCUCCGCAGCGGUGUUGGAGCAAGUGCCCUGCCUACCCGGUGGACUCCCCAAGUGA
This is a messenger RNA of Knipowitschia caucasica, 1638 nucleotides long. The record is from the annotation of a GenBank genome assembly. NCBI's taxonomy places the organism in Eukaryota, Metazoa, Chordata, Actinopteri, Gobiiformes, Gobiidae.